AUGGAUGAUGAUGAUGAUGAUGAUGAUGAUGAUGAUGAUGAUGAUGAUGAUGAUGCUGAGGAUGAUGAUGGUGAGGAUGAUGAUGAUGAUGGUGAGAGCAAACCAUUUGAGUGCAGCUGUUGUGGCAAAGGUUUUCCCCAGCGCUGGUACCUCGAACGUCACAUGCAUGCAGUCCACAAGGUUUUUGUUCCUCAGGUAAAAUUACCCACGUGCACCAUAUCAGUUUUCGGUGAGUCAUGCAGUAUUGUCGUAGGCAAUGCCGCCCGCCACUGUCUUACUACGCAGUGGUUUACGCUGCCACACCCUUCACCGUGCUCCAAUGAGGGAAAGUCAAUGCGACUUGAGCAACAACAACAGCAGCAGCAGCAAUUACAACAGCAGUUGCUUCAACAGCAGCAAAGCCUGCAGGCUGAUCAGGCGGCCUCAGCACAGUCUCAACAGCAGCAGUUGGCUCUUCAGCAGCACGCCUUAAAUCAGCUCCAACAACACCAGCAACAACAGCAGCAGCAGCAGCAACAGCAAGCCGCUACCCACCACCUCCAGAUUUCUGCCUUCUCCCAUGGACCCUCGAACCCUGUGAGCAUUGGUAAGGACCCUUCACACAUCAUCAGCAUGGGUAUCUCACCCGCAAGAUGUCUGAUUGGCAGUUCCUAG
Molecule: messenger RNA, 654 nt
Organism: Dibothriocephalus latus
Lineage: Eukaryota; Metazoa; Platyhelminthes; Cestoda; Diphyllobothriidea; Diphyllobothriidae
Source: the annotation of a GenBank genome assembly